Molecule: messenger RNA, 1377 nt
Organism: Neltuma alba
Lineage: Eukaryota; Viridiplantae; Streptophyta; Magnoliopsida; Fabales; Fabaceae
Product: benzyl alcohol O-benzoyltransferase-like
Exons: 2
Coding region: 1-1377 (458 amino acids)
Source: RefSeq, a predicted model, not a curated record
AUGGCUCAACCGUCUGUUUCGGAUCUAAUGUUUACGGUGAGGAGACGCCAACCAGAGCUAAUUACUCCCGCCAAGUCCACCCCCCAUGAAUUUAAGCUACUUUCCGACAUAGAUGACCAGGAUGGUCUUCGAUGUCGAAUUCCAGCGGCAUUCUUUUAUCCUUACGAACAAUCCAUGCAAGGAAAGGACCCCGCCCAACUUAUCAGAAAGGCGCUUGCUCAAGCCCUAGUCUUUUACUAUCCACUCGCAGGUCGGCUUAGGGAAGGUCCUGGCCGCAAACUUAUGGUAGAUUGUAACGAGGAAGGGGUCGUCUUCAUUGAAGCUGACGCAGAUGUCACCAUUCACCAAUUCGGCGACCCUAUUCAACCUCCAUUUCCAUGCUUUGAAGAGCUCCUUUAUAAUGUUCCAGGCUUGGAAGGAAUCAUUAAUUGUCCUCCCUUAGUUGUUCAGGUUACACGUCUCAAGUGCGGUGGUUUCGUUUUAGCCUACUUCUUCAACCACACCAUGUGGGAUGGUCAUGGUAUAGCUCAAUUCUUUGGAGCCUUAGCGGAGAUUGCCAGGAGUGCUAGUGAGCCUUCAGUUACCCCAGUUUGGUGUAGAGAGCUACUAAACGCAAGGGACCCACCUCGCGUUACAUGCACCCAUCAUGAGUACACGGAAGUGCCUGAUGAUACAGAAGCAAAAAUGCCGGAAGCUAUGGUCCAAAGCUCUUUCUUCUUUGGACCUGACAAGUUAAAGGCCAUCCGUCAACUGUUUUCUGAAUACCAUGGUCAAUACACUGUGUUUGAGGCGUUCACAGCAUUCCUCUGGCGCUGUCGCACCAUAUCAUUACAGCUAGAACCAGACCAGGAGAUUCGCCUAAUGUGCAUUAGCAAUGUUAGAGGCAAAACAAACCCGCCACUGUUGCCGAUUGGCUAUUACGGUAAUGGCUUUGUGUACCCCGCCGCUGUUACCACUGCGAAUAAGCUUACGAGAAGUCCACUUGUGUAUGCCCUAGAGUUGGUCAAAAAGGCGAAAGGUGAGGCAACGGUAGAGUAUAUACGAUCCGUGGCAGAUCUUAUGGUGAUCAGAGGACGGCCUUGCUUUAACCCGGUAAGGUCAUGGAUCGUGUCGAAUUUAACACGUUCUGGGUUGAGAGAUAUAGAUUUUGGAUGGGGCAAGGCGAUAUACGCUGGACCAGCGAUGGCUGGGGCUGGGUCGUUUCCUGGAGUAAGCUUUUUCGUUGCAUGUAAGAAUGCUAAAGGGGAAGAAGGCAUAACAGCACUACUUUGCUUGCCGCGCAAAUCGAUGGAGAUUUUCGCCAGAGAGAUAGAUAACAUGCUUAGCAGCCACAACGAUAAUGUUCGAGAUUCUAAAUUUAUCAUGUCUUGCCUGUAG